AUGGGCACCGGGUGGGACGUGUGUGCCCUCCUCUCCGUGGCGUUGCUUGCCGCCCAGGCUUUCCCCCAGACAAACAUAAAGAUCAGCCAAGCCAUGCCGGAGCCCGUCCACGCCUACUCCUGCCCGCUCUUCUGGACAGAGUACGAAGGCCAUUGCUACCGGUACUUCCCCAUUAACAAAACCUGGGCUGAAGCCGACCUCUAUUGCGCCGAGUUCUCCAUUGGCAUCAGAUCAGCCAAGCUAGCCUCCAUCCACAGCUGGGAAGAAAACGUCUUCGUGUAUGACCUGGUGAACAGCCGCGUGCCGGGCAUCCCCACCGACAUCUGGACAGGGCUCAACGACCUGCGGCAGGAGGGUCACUUCGAGUGGACGGACGGCUCCUCCUACGACUACCACUACUGGGACGGCAGUCAGCCCGACGACGGGAUCCACUCCAUCCCGGAGGAGGAGGACUGCGUGCAGAUCUGGUACAGGCACAGCAGUGCACUGCGCUCCUGGAAUGACAACGCCUGCGGCAGAGCCUUCCCCUUCGUCUGCAAGAUCCCCUCGCUGGCCCUGGACUGA
Molecule: messenger RNA, 564 nt
Organism: Aptenodytes forsteri (emperor penguin)
Lineage: Eukaryota; Metazoa; Chordata; Aves; Sphenisciformes; Spheniscidae
Gene: CLEC19A
Product: C-type lectin domain family 19 member A
Exons: 5
Coding region: 1-564 (187 amino acids)
Molecular function (GO): signaling receptor activity
Source: RefSeq, a predicted model, not a curated record